GCGCUUCUUUGGGUCAGCUUCUGAGGAAUUGCAUACAGUCUCACCCUUUUGUGUAGCAGAUUAUGCUAAUUCGCCAUCUAGUGGGCCAUAUGUGAUGGCAUCGCCGAUAAUUCCGGAGUCAAAUACAGAUACGGUGGUAUCUGCUAAGGCGGGGGUGACAACACCGAGUAAGCAACAAGUUGUGUUGGCGUCAGGGCAGCCGGAGGUGUUCACACCGGCAGCUUUCAAGACACCUACCAACAGUAUCGCAGCAGAUGAGCUAGUUCUGGACAAAGCCAAGAGGCGUGCUGCUAUUAGGAACCUGGAUAACCCGGCAGGGACAUACCCACCAGGUUAUCUACUCAACUACGCACUGGCUCCGUACAUGGGCUAUCCUUCAGAAGUAUACUUUGCAGGACAAGCUUGUAGCGGCCUCUCAUUUCUUGGCACAGGUGGCCAAGGUUUUUUUUGCCCGGGCACAUGGGUGGCGGUCUAGUCUUCGGAUUGACAGUCAUUAGUGUGGAAGGAUCUUUAUCAAACUCUUUUUAGGCUGUGUGUCGUUUAGGCAGAGGUCGGGAAAUUUUCAAGACGAUGUAUCACCUUGAUGUAUUGUGCUUGAAAUCAAUAAAAUUUCCCUUUUCAAAAA
Molecule: messenger RNA, 625 nt
Organism: Panicum virgatum (switchgrass)
Lineage: Eukaryota; Viridiplantae; Streptophyta; Magnoliopsida; Poales; Poaceae
Exons: 4
Coding region: 95-475 (126 amino acids)
Source: RefSeq, a predicted model, not a curated record